AUGCCUGCUUCGAAGCUCUAUCUUGCCGUCAUCGGUGUCGGCGGUGUCGGCGCCGCUUUCCUGUCCCAGCUUGCGCACCUCCCUGCCUCGCUUCGACCGACCUUGAUCUUCGUCUCCCGCUCCUCGAAACAACUGUACACACCCUCCUACGACGCAGUGUCCGCUUCUGACCUGAACUCAUCUACUUCCAAACUUCUGUCAAUCCCAGAUCUGACUAGCUACCUCUCCUCCGCUCCGGGAAAGGCCAUCCUGGUGGACAACACGUCCAACCAGGAUGUUGCGAAUGCCUACCCCUCAUUUCUGCGCAAGGGCAUCAGCGUGGUGACGCCAAACAAAAAGGCCUUUUCAAGCAAUCUACAACUGUGGACGGAUAUCUUUGACGCCGUCGAGUCCUCGGACGGACAAGCUCUGAUCUACCAUGAGUCAAGCGUCGGGGCUGGUCUGCCGGUCAUCUCCACGCUCAAAGACCUCGUGGCGACAGGCGACCAAGUCACACGCAUUGAGGGAGUCUUCUCAGGCACAAUGUCGUUUCUGUUCAAUUCGUUCGCGCCUGCAGAUGGAAGUGGAAAGGGUAAAUGGUCCGAGAUUGUGGCUCAGGCGAAAGAGGCAGGGUACACCGAGCCAGACCCACGAGAUGAUUUGAAUGGCAUGGACGUGGCCCGGAAGUUGACCAUCCUUGCAAGGCUGGCAGGCCUCAAGGUCCAGGGUCCCGAGAGUUUCCCGGUCCAGAGCCUCAUUCCCAAGGAGUUGGAGAGCGCCAAGUCAAGUGACGAAUUCAUGCAGAGACUACCAGAAUUUGACGGUGAGAUGGAAGCAUAUAAAGAUGAAGCAGCCAAGGCUGGUAAGGUAGUCCGGUACGUUGGCUCUGUUGACGUCGGUGCUGGGAAGGUGAAAGUUGGUCUCGAAACCGUGGACCAAGGUACGCCAAUCGCCAGCCUCAGGGGAAGCGACAACUUGAUUUGCUUCUAUACGAAACGGUACGGUGCCAAUCCGCUGGUUAUCCAAGGUGCUGGCGCUGGCGGUGAGGUUACCGCUAUGGGUGUCACGGCCGAUCUUAUUAAAGCGGUCGAGCGUCUGCGAUAG
Messenger RNA from Capronia epimyces CBS 606.96, 1083 nucleotides. Its product is annotated as homoserine dehydrogenase. Gene Ontology annotation, biological process: L-homoserine biosynthetic process; aspartate family amino acid biosynthetic process. The transcript has a single exon. The record is from RefSeq and is a predicted model, not a curated record. NCBI's taxonomy places the organism in Eukaryota, Fungi, Ascomycota, Eurotiomycetes, Chaetothyriales, Herpotrichiellaceae. The coding region runs from base 1 to 1083 and encodes 360 amino acids. Gene Ontology annotation, molecular function: aspartate kinase activity; NADP binding; homoserine dehydrogenase activity.